UUGCUGCAACUACUGAGAUAAUUGUGCCUAAAGCAGUGGCAACUAAAAUAGCGAUCGUACUGAUCCGUGCAUAACAAUCUCCAGGAAUUCGCAAAGGCUGAGCUUUGAAUGUAUUUUCGGAUCAUGGUUGGUUAGCUAGCCGUUGGCAGUCAUCAUUCUUUCGGACUCGCAUUCGUACAUGUGACAAUCUACCAGCGUCACGUACUCGCUUUUUCGAUCGUUUCGGCAAAUAAUGAAUGAAACUCUGCCUUCGCUAAAGCACAAUUAGUUCGCAGGCAGGCGGCCACCAAUCGCGACAGCGCUUUUGCCCAGUUAAUUAAAGAAAAACCGAAAAAAACCUGAUUACAUCAUAGUGGUUGAAUAGAAGCCUUCACCUUCAACGUGGAAUUGAAACAAGGCAAAGCGGAGUUGCGCGAAUCCAAAACAAAUUUGUGAUAUUUGAAAAACAAUCGGUUUACAUACGGUAAAUAAAUAGGGCAAGCUGAGUACAACAGAUUCAACAGUACACCUUGAUUGCCAAUGAGUGAUUAGUGAGUGGGACCGAUUAGCUGCACUUGCUGAAUGAUGGACAAAAAUAUUGAAAGGAAAAAAUCGCUCUUGGACACGAUGAUUCUCACCCCUUUGAAGGAGCGAG
Dendroctonus ponderosae (mountain pine beetle) is the source of this 634-nucleotide messenger RNA. Its product is annotated as vesicular glutamate transporter 1-like. Gene Ontology annotation, cellular component: plasma membrane. The record is from RefSeq and is a predicted model, not a curated record. Gene Ontology annotation, molecular function: transmembrane transporter activity. Gene Ontology annotation, biological process: monoatomic anion transport. NCBI's taxonomy places the organism in Eukaryota, Metazoa, Arthropoda, Insecta, Coleoptera, Curculionidae.